Lactuca virosa is the source of this 1071-nucleotide messenger RNA. NCBI's taxonomy places the organism in Eukaryota, Viridiplantae, Streptophyta, Magnoliopsida, Asterales, Asteraceae. The record is from the annotation of a GenBank genome assembly.
AUGAAAGAGUUCGAACAUGAAGAACUUGAAGAAGCAACUCAUAACUAUUCAAGGUCUCAUCUCAUAGGCAAAGGAAGCCAUGGGUGCAUCUACAAAGCCACUCUCAAAAAUGGUCAAAUGGUUGCUAUAAAGACACCAUCUUUAGGCCUUUGCAAGCUACAAGACACCUCCAAGAUUGAUAAUGAAGCUCACAUAUUGUCAUCUUUCCCACCGAACCGAUUCUUGGUCAACUUAUUCGGGACGAGUCAUGACUCAGCCGGGCACCGAGUCCUUGUUAUGGAACACAUGCCCGGUGGAAUGCUUCAUGAUUUGCUCCACAUGACCAUUGGUGGCUCGUCUCCACCAUCAUGGUGUAAACGAGCCACAAUGGCAGUCCAAAUAGCUCGAGCUGUGCAGUUCCUCCACGAUUCGAAGCCCGUGGUUGUCCACCGCGAUAUAAAGUCUGAAAAUAUCUUGUUUGAUUCAAAAUCAAACGCUCGACUGGCUGACUUUGGGCUCGCAGUGUGUAUAAACUCACCGAGUCAACAAGUUGACUCGGUGAGUUUACCUGCGGGGACUAUUGGAUACUUGGAUCCUUGUUACACUACCCCGUGUAAGUUGAGCACUAAAAACGAUGUGUUCAGCUUUGGGGUAGUGUUGUUGGAGAUCAUUAGUGGCACGAAAGCUAUUGAUGUCUCUAGGGAUCCUGCUUCGAUAGUGGAAUGGUCAAAGGGUUUGAUUGGAAAAAAUCAAAUAAUGGAAAUAUGCGAUAAAAGGGUCAAGAUGCCACGUCACAUGGAAGACCGGAUACGAAAUAUGUUGGUUCUAGCUAUUCAAUGUGUGUCAUCAGAUGAAGAAUCACGUCCAUCCAUUACAGAAAUCGUUACCAAAUUGGAAAGAUUUAGAUUUACAAUAUGGGGAGAUAAGAUAAAAAGUCUUGUUCUUUUAAAAAGCCGAAAAAAGCUUGCUUCAAAUAUGUCUGCCACCACCACUAACACGGUUGUCGCCACCACUUUAGGUGGUCAUAUUAGUGUCACAAGAAGGAAGAUCUUGCUAAGAGAAAUACUUACAGGUACUGUUUUAUUGCACUGA